Molecule: messenger RNA, 1356 nt
Organism: Cylindrotheca closterium
Lineage: Eukaryota; Bacillariophyta; Bacillariophyceae; Bacillariales; Bacillariaceae
Source: the annotation of a GenBank genome assembly
AUGAAUCGAUCUAGGAUAAGGCAUGUACAUCCCACCAGACGGCUCCAAUUGGCACUCCUCCUCCUCCUUUCUUUCAACCUGGCAGUGUUUGCCUUUCAACCCAAUGCGCCACGAAUCAUGACCAGAUCGAAUGAUAUACAAUUGCAAAUGUACGUGGACAUUCAAGAAUCAGCGCCCCGCGAUAUUGGUACCAUGGAUGAAUGGGCGACUUCCUGUGGUGUCCAACGAUGCGAGGGGUUUCAAUUGACACCCACCCAAGACGUUCCCGUGUUGGAAGUAGGAGUCAUGACAGCUACUGAUUUGCCAAAUGGAUCCCCGGUCUUGUUUGUCCCCGGUGGCAUGUGUCUUUCCAGUCAACAAUCUCUUCAAGAGAUUGGCAAGCUUGAAGCUGCGGAACAGAGAUUAAUCUCAGCAAAGGCAUCGGAACAUGUGCCCCAGUUCUACCUAUUUCUAAAGAUUUUGAUCGAGUUUGAAAAGGGCGACCAAUCGCCAUGGUUUCCCUGGUUCAACGCACUGCCGAGAUAUUAUGCCAACGGUGCCAGUAUGACACCCUUUUGUUUUGAUUGUUUGCCACCACUGGCAAGUUCUUUGGCCAUGGGAGAACGCAUCAAGUUUAUUCAGUUCUUUCAAGCACUGCGAUAUGUCGACUUCUUGUCGGACAACGUAAAGAGUAGCAAAGACUUGGCCAAGUGGGCCUUUGCCGUCGUGUACACCAGAGGGUUUCCAACACCGGAUGGGGACUUCAAAAUUGCACCCAUGGCGGACAUGUUCGAUCAUGGAUCAGAUCCCGAAGUUUCCUUGCAAUAUGACGAAGAGGGCAAUUGUGUUGUAUAUUCCUGCAAGGACGUUCCAGCAGGAUCGCCCCUUCGAUUGUCGUACGGAGAUUCGACAAAUCCAACCCAGCUGUUUGCUCGAUAUGGUUUCUUGGAUGAGACAUCGGAAGCUUCCUUUUGCAAGAUCAUGAUUUCCCAACCAUCGAAAGAACUAGUGGACAUGGGGUAUGCCCAAAACAGAAUGCUCUUUUACAAAAAUACUGGAGAAAUCUCGCAAGAGGUCUGGGACGUUCUCUUGUACCAAAUUCUCACUUCGGAUGCAAAUGUCCAAAAUCAAUUCUACCAAGCCCACAUAAACGGAGAUUAUCAAACCAAACAAGCCAUUCACGAUCAUUACUUUCCACAAACCUCAGUCGCCCUCAACAAUCACGUCAAUACCUUCCUUAAAGAUCUAGACAACUUGCAAAAGAAGGGUGUGGGAAAGGAUGUGAAUGAACACCCGCGAUUGCCACUGAUCAUGCAACAUAAUGAAUUUGUCAAGCAAACAUUCUUGGCGGUUCAAGCGCAAUUGGCUCAAUACUGA